Misgurnus anguillicaudatus (oriental weatherfish) is the source of this 5020-nucleotide messenger RNA. It is a transcript of the gene c1galt1lb, whose product is annotated as core 1 synthase, glycoprotein-N-acetylgalactosamine 3-beta-galactosyltransferase 1, like b. Gene Ontology annotation, cellular component: membrane. Lineage: Eukaryota; Metazoa; Chordata; Actinopteri; Cypriniformes; Cobitidae. The record is from RefSeq and is a predicted model, not a curated record. Gene Ontology annotation, molecular function: N-acetylgalactosaminide beta-1,3-galactosyltransferase activity.
UAGUUGACCGAGCAUGGAUUCAGAUUCCGGAAACGAUCGAAAACAUUUGUUUAAGGCGACAAGACUGAAUCAUGGCAUGGGUGUGUGUCAAUGUUCGUAAAACAAGGACUGCCUGUGCGUAACUUCUAAAGGGGCUGGCUUAAUUUUUUCUUUUUUACAGAACCGAAGUGUUCCUAUCAACAUCGCCUUUACUUCGUGAACAUCCAGUUAGCAAACACGUCGGCGGUUAGCUUAAAAUAAAACGUAAUAUCAACCCAAUUUGGUCAUGAGUUUAAAAUAAUGAUUUAGGAGCUGCUACGUUUUGUGUGGUAGUCUGUUUUUUUUUUAUUUAGGUCAGACAAUUCUGGUUUUCGUGUUAUGUUAACUCUCUGAGUUGGACUGAAAUGGACUCGGAAUCGAAUCCUACAGUUUUUCUCACUUCUGUUAUGGAGGAAAUCGAGUGUCUGUUUUUCUGAGGUGGGAGUCUGGAUAUAGAGCUCGUCAUGAAGGCUCUAGGCGCGCGCUCCGCGUUCUACGUUGGCUUCUUUGUGGGCACGUGCAGUCUGUACCUGUUCUUGCGUCAGGUUGGGUACACGCUGAACCAGGGGUCCACUGUGCCAGAGGCCGACUUGAAAAGUUUGAAGAAGUUGAUUGACGACGAAAACAAGAACUGGAAGAAGGAGAGGUUAGCUCUGUUCAACCUCAAUCAUCCGCACCAUACAGAUGAGGAUGGCACACUGGCUGAUGCCCUCUAUAAAAAUGUCCGUGUUCUGUGUUGGGUUAUGACCGGUCCAAGUAACCUUGAGAAGAAAGCUCGACACGUGAAAGCCACGUGGACUCGUCACUGCAACAUCGUGGUGUUCGUAAGCUCCGUAGAUGACCCAGAUUUUCCUACAGUUGGCGUGAACACCAAGGAGGGCAGGGAUCAGCUGUAUUGGAAAACGAUAAACGCUUUCCACUACGUAAUGGAGAAAUACGGGGAUGAGGCAGACUGGUUCCUGAAAGCGGAUGAUGACACUUACGUGAUCGUAGACAAUCUGCGGUGGAUUUUGGCCAAUUACUCGCCAGAGGACCCUAUAUAUUUCGGUCGCCGGUUUAAGCCCUAUCUUAAACAGGGCUACAUGAGCGGCGGUGCUGGAUACGUCCUCAGCAAAGAGGCUCUGAGAAGAUUCGUGGAAGGGUUUCGAACCAAAGUGUGCGUACAUACCUCCUCGGUGGAGGACCUGGCCUUGGGGCAGUGCAUGGAGAAGAUGGGUGUUGUGGCAGGAGACUCCAGAGACACCAUAGAAAGAGAGACCUUCCAUCCUUUUGUACCGGACUCCCAUCUCGUUGGCUCAUUUCCCAAGUCCUUCUGGUAUUGGAACUACUGUUAUUAUCCCGUUGUGGAGGGACCUCAGUGUUGUUCAGAUCUGUCUGUUUCUUUCCACUACGUGGAUCCACUGAACAUGUACCUGUUGGAGUACUACACUUACCACUUGCGCGCUUUUGGUUACAAAUACCGCUAUCAACCCACAGAACCCAAAAUCCGACAAAUCGAAAUUCCAGUCCCAGACAAAGUGGAGGUCAGGGACUCAGAGCAAAAACAGGAGGAAGAAGCACCACCACCGAAUGAAGAAAUCAUAUCCAAUGAAGAAGAACAAAGGCUAUAGCAGCAUUUUGCUUAUACUGUUUUAAAAUGACAUUUGAAAUCUUCCGAAAGAAGUUUUUGAGAUCACUCUGGCUUUCUGGGAGUUUUUUUGUUCUUUUCGAUUGUUUGGAUAAUGUCCUAUAUUGUGCCACAGAGAUGUGUGCAUGUACUGUAUGUGUGGUUUAAUGAACUGGUAUCAUUUGAAAGGGUGUUUCUUAUAAUAAUGCAUUUGUAUGUGAAUGUUUAUAUAUAUAUAUAUAUAUAUAUAUAUAUAUAUAUAUAUAUAUAUAUAUAUAUAUAUAUAUAUAUAUAUAUAUAUAUAUAUAUAUAUAUAUAUAUAUAUAUAUAUAUAUAUAUAAAUAUGUUUGACAGUACAGAAUUAUAUUAAAUGAAGGUUGUACACAACAGAGUGUGCUCUGCUUGGGAUGUGAUUUUAUCUCUGAGCAACACGGCGUCAUUUUUCCCACAAGCAAGAUUUACACUCUGUAAAUGUGUCUGCAUCCCUUGGCAUUAAUUUUUAGUGAAAUUUUAUGAACAAAAUCUAAAUCUGCGUCUUUGCGCUGUGCCAUGAUCAUAAGCACACAGCGUCUAUGAUGUAAAAAAUGAUGUUAGUUUCGACUGAAAUAGUGCCUUUGCUCCGAUCCGUGUUUCUCCUUUAUAUCUAGACAAUUUUUAUGCUUUCCAAUACGGAUGCACCGAUGUAUCAGCCUUUAAUUGGAAGUGGCAGAUAAACGCAAAUUUUCCUAUUAUCUGACCGAUGAUCAGGACAGGUGCGUAUCUACUUUCCAAGUAAACACACUCAAGAUCCGGCUGUGUUUUACAGUACCUCUGUAACAAAUUUGCCAAAGGUGUGGUAUACAUUUUUAGUUUUUUUAUUGAUGUUAUCCAAGUUAAACAUUUGCUAUGCCACAUCAAGAUGCCAUAAUUCAUUUCUGGUAAGCUAAGACCACUGCAGCUUUGCUCAAAGAUUUAUUUGGCUGGCCCAAUAGUUACUCUCGAGCUCUUGGGACAAAGGUUUUCAAUUUUUUACCAGCCUUGGCUUAAUUCAGAUGUUCAGUGCGUCACACCUUAAGUACAAUAAACGUGUACUGAUGCAAAUGGGUGAUUCUCACGAAAACUUGGUUUUAAAAAUGUCAUGAAAAUGUAAAAAUUGCUUACAUUUAUUUUUUUUCCCACCAGACAUUGAAAAACAAAGUCUGGAGUAAAUGGGAACAUUAAUUUAAAAACUUUUACUUAUCAUUUAACACUUUUUGUAACAUAAUUAAAAAAAUUAGUCCUAAAAAAUCUCAUUACCGCAACAGUCAGAAAACAUCAACACUGACAUAUUUUCAAAAUGACAUGACAAACCUGAAAGAACAUAAUUUGGAGAUUCUGCACAUGCAUUUAAAAUCAAAGUAUUAUGCUUCUAUUAAUUAAAUUAACAUUUAAUAAGCAUCUGUUGCGGUAAUGAUAAUCAAAAUGUCGUGUAAGCAUUCUGACAAGACAAUAUUUAAAAUUAACUGUAAAAAAUGAUCUUACCUGGUAGCCAUCUUGAAGUAACUGGUCCAUGUGCUUGGUCACUCAAAAUCAACCUUUAUUAAAAUUCUGUAUGUGUGCUUAAACUGUUCUCAAAAAGUGUUGCGGAGGAUGAGAACAUCAGGCAUGGACACAUCAUUUUCCUAAUUUUUCUUCAUUAUUAUUAUACAUAUUCAGUAAAAAAUUUUUCUGUCAUCUAAAGUAGUCUUGCAAAACAUCAAUUUUUUUCUUAAUAUUUUUGUGUUAAUUUGAUUAAAUUACAACAUAACGCAUGUUCAAACACAGCCGGACACAUUGCGGUAAUGAGAAUUUCAGCAGAAAAUGAGAUAAAAUUUACAAUUAUAAAUUCUUAUGUUGAAAUCACACAUUGUGCAAGGUAGAACACAGUAUUGUGUUAAUUCUGAUGCUUUUUAAUGUUACUAUAUUACACAUUUUAAAGCUAAAAUCAUUAGUGCGGUGGUGUUUCAAUGGUUUCGUGAGAAUCGCCCAAAUAUAUUGCUUUAGUUACCAGGUGUGUCACAUUUCUAAAAUUUUUGCUUGCAUACAGUUUCUAUACAUAAUUAUGUGCUCAUGAAACCCUGAGCAGAGGCAGCUGGACUAGUAUUGCUCUUUAUCUUUCCCAAAAACUAAUGAAGAAUGUUCUGUUUUAAAAAUGUUGUUCAUCAGAGUAAGGUGCAUUUAUCUUUACCUGCAUUUGCAUGUUUUUUUGACACUUUACUGUAUUUAGUUGAACACUUGGCACAAUUAUGAAGGAAUUCCGAUUAAGUAAAUUUAAAGAGUUAACAAGCAGAGUAUGAACAAGCAUAUAACACACACAUUCUUGGUGAAAUGCUCUUUUGUCUUUGACGUGAUACAUAAAUGGUCUGAAUUUAAAUUAUUAGGGGUGUUUUCCCGGACAGGGUUUAUCCUAGUCCCAGACAUAAAUGCAUAUUUGAGCUGCCUUAAUUUAAAAACACCUCGCACUGACAUAUCUCAACAUAUAUCUGUGCUGUUCUUUUGUCUCAAGAUGCAUACCAGUAUUAUUUUUUGUAAGCCCUAAGAUUAAUUUAAACCCUGUCUGGGAAACCGCCCCAUAAUGUUGUAUGCUUAACCUCACCACAUGGGGUCAUCUAUAUUCUAUAGUAUUUAAAGGUGUCUAGAUUGAGGUAGUGCUGUAUACUGCUGAUACAAAGAGCUGUCCACCUAGUGCACAAUCAAAUAGUAAUAUUCUUUUUGGGACUUUAAUCCAAUUGUACCUUAGCCUUUGGCAGUAAAGCCACGUGCAAACAUUCUUUAACCCCAAAUUUACUUAAAUUCAAAAUACACCGCAGUACACAAACAGAACUCUUGCAGUCUUUUAAAAUGUGGUCUUGUUUGAGGAGGAUUGCAAAUUGAAAUCAAGAGCUGUUGUGGUAUGUAAAUAUUGUUUGCCCUCAUUAUUAAACAUGCCUGAAUCAGAGUGACUAUCAAUGCAAGUGAUAAAACAUUACUUGAGGCAAAAUAAUCUGUGAAACCACUUGAUUUGAUUUUUCAGAUAGGGAUUUGCAAAGUGCAGGGAAAGUCCACAGCAACAUGAAUUAAAGAAAUGUGUGUGCGUUAAUGCACAUUUUUCAUUAAUGGUUAUUUCUGUACUUUUGGAGAUGUGUAGGGAUGAGUAUAUAAAGACUUUGAUAUGCAAAAGAGUUUGUAAGGGCUUUGUGCCAAGCUCCUUUUCAGUUCUCUUUCAUGCCCUGUGUUUAAUCCUGUGGUACAUGCUUUCCUUUCUUAUUAUCUUCACUUGUAUGUACAAAGGGAAUCUUUGUAUAGUACUUCCAUAGCAAUUUUUUAUUUAUAAAAGGGUGUGUGAGACAAAUGUGUGACAAGAAGGAAUUUUUGCAAUGAGGAACAUAACCAGCAAAUUAAAAUAUUUUAUGAAAUCUU